ACUCAAAUAUAUUUGCGGGACGUUGGAGCAGAUGUUUGACUGUAUUAACGCCAAGAAGUCGCUGAUUCCUCCAGACCACAGAGCCACGAGAAGAUGUCUGCAUUAGUCGACUAUGAGGACUCAGACGAUGAUUCGUUGGAUCAGAUCGAGGAGAGAGCAUCAGCCGUCCACGCUGUAUCUUCUGAACAGAACCGAGAAGUUGUGUCGUGUGAAGACUCCGAGGCAGCACCCAGUCCUACAGGUUUCACUCCUGAGCGGACAGCGUUGGAAUAUCAUGGAAACACCUUAGACAGAACCAGUCCUUCCCUACAUCCUCAUCCCCAGCCGCAGAGCUGCACUGACUGGGAGAGACAAUAUUGUGGUUCUGGGGACACUGCAGCUCCUCUGAGUUCACCUGAGGCUCAGGGGAGGAUGGCGCCCCGGCAGGCCCUUCCUUGCAUACCCCAAAGCUCCAGCGAGGCUUCAAACCCAGCAAAGAGACAACUAACUGCCCCGCCUGGAGUCAGACCGUACAUCCCUAAGAGGCAGAGACUCGCCGCUUCAGUACAGACAGUGGACCCAGAGCAUACAGCAGAACAAGUAGAACAAGGGAACCAGACAAGGGAAAGCCACAUUCUCUCAAAUGUAUCAGCAAGACUGAAGCCGUAUCUCACAGAAAAUCCCAGCGCAGCGGGGAUCCCCAGGAGGCCCCUGAUGAGCCUGGGGGGCCACCAGGGCCCGGUCAACACGGUGCAGUGGUGUCCAGUGCCUCAUCUCAGUCAUCUGCUGCUGUCCGCCUCCAUGGACAAGACUUUCAAGGUGUGGGACGGAGCGGAGAGCGGCCGAUGCCUCAGGGUCUACACCUGCCAUUCGGGAGCCGUGCGUGACGCCUGCUGGACCCCCUGUGGGCGACGCCUCCUCACCGGCUCGUUUGACAACAAGGCUGUGAUCACCGACGUGGAGACGGGGCAGCAGGCGGUGAAACUGGACAACCAGUUUAAGGUGAUGUGUGUGGCUCUACAUCCCAGCAGCCCAGAGGUGUUCCUGUGUGGAGGCUACAGUUCAGCGGUCAAAGCCUGGGACUCUCGCAGCUGCAAGGUGGUGAAGGUUUACAAAGCAGGGAUCCAGCAGACCUUGGACAUCCUCUUCCUGAGAGGUGGUGCAGAUUUAAUAACCAGCUCCGACUGCGUGAGCAGAGACUCAGCAGACCGCACCCUCAUCGCCUGGGACUACCAGACCACAGCCAAGGUCUCCAACCAGAUCUACCACGAGCGUUACACGUGCCCGAGCCUGGCGCUUCACCCGCUGGAGGAGUCCUUUGUAGCGCAGACCAAUGGGAACUACGUGGCGGUGUUCUCCUCCCAGCAGCCCUAUAGGAUGAACAAGAGGCGCCGAUUCGAAGGACACAAGGUGGAGGGCUAUGCGGUGCAGUGUGACUUCUCUCUGGAUGGAACCAUCCUAGCCUCAGGGAGCUCCACCGGCUGCGCUCACUUCUACGACUACCACAACGCUCGCAUGCUGCACUCGGUGCAGGCGCACAGCCGGCCCUGCCUGUCUGUCGCCCAGCAUCCCGUCCUGCCGGCGACUGCUGCCACCUGCGACUGGACUGGUGAGAUUAAAGUCUGGCACUGACAGCCGAGUGUACGAGUAAAUAUAGACUUAAAAACCAGCAACGUGGCCAAGAGAGGAAAGACUGUGUUCAACUGGAAACUCAUGCACGUUCGUCUUCACGACUUUAUCUCCCAUAAUCUCUUGGCAGAGGAAGAUAAGAACUUGGAAAAAAAUGCUGGAAGUCAGCGAAUCUACUAUCUACUGUGUCUUUGAAAACACAUUUUUUUACACUGUGUAUCUUGCAAAGCCUUUAUAUUGUAUUAAAAAGAAAAAAC
This is a messenger RNA of Stegastes partitus (bicolor damselfish), 1865 nucleotides long. It is a transcript of the gene wdr25, whose product is annotated as WD repeat domain 25. Gene Ontology annotation, molecular function: protein binding. Lineage: Eukaryota; Metazoa; Chordata; Actinopteri; Pomacentridae. The transcript is spliced from 7 exons. Bases 94 to 1611 code for a protein of 505 amino acids. The record is from RefSeq and is a predicted model, not a curated record.